This is a messenger RNA of Microthlaspi erraticum, 1134 nucleotides long. Lineage: Eukaryota; Viridiplantae; Streptophyta; Magnoliopsida; Brassicales; Brassicaceae. The record is from the annotation of a GenBank genome assembly.
AUGCCUAUUGAUCUCAUCCUCGAGAUUCUCUCCAGAGCAACGGCUAAGUCAGUCGCUAGGUUUCGUCUCGCCUCCAAGUUCUGUGCGUCCAUAGUCAGACGUCCAGAUUUCACCGAGCUGUUUCUGACCAGAUCUUCUGCUCGGCCGCGUCUCUUGUUUUUUAUCGAACGACCCAGUGAGUGGAGCUUCUACUCAUCGCCUCAGCCUGCUCUCGAACGACCCGGUAAUGAGUGGCGCUUCAACUCGUCCUCGCUUGUAGUAACCGCCGAUUCUCAAAUAAAGUCGCCUGGAGACAUGGACUCAGAAUGUUGUCGCCCUGUCUCUGGUUUCAUCUAUUUCCCUAACGUGCAUACCAAAAAGAGGGGUAAGAUCACAGUGCCGGUGGUAUAUAACCCUAGCACGGGACAGUACACGAGCUUACCCCAACGAACGAUGAGGACGACGUUUCGUUUUAUACAAAGCUUGUUAGGGUAUGAUCCUAUUGACAAACAAUUCAAGGUACUAUUGUAUAAUUAUGAUAAAUGCGUGUAUCAUAUUCUGACGUUUGGAGCUGGGAAAAUCUCGUGGAGAAAGAUGGAUUAUGAGCCAACCCAUGAACCUUUAUAUCAAGGGAUAUGCAUCAAUGGGAUUUUGUAUUGCUUAGCUCGUGCCUACGGCAUGGAUCCGCUGCGUGUAGCUUGCUUUGAUGUUAGGUCAGAAAAACAUUGGUUUCUUGAUACACAAUCUAUGAGUGAAUCAUUGAGAAGCCCUUAUAGACUGAUAGAUUAUAUGGGUAAAUUAGGUGUGACUUAUUGGAAUUGGCAGACUUCCCAGCCCGAUGGAAUGCGUAUCAUUCGGUUGAAUCUUUGGGUUCUAAAGGAUGUCGAAAAACAAGAAUGGUCUGAACGUGUUUUCUUGGUGAGACCAGUCGUUGAGUGUGAGCUUUUCGAUGACCUUUCUGUCGUUGGAGCGACAGCUACAGGUGAAAUUGUUUUCUCGAUGAACAGUACUACUACACCGUUUUAUGUUUUCUACUUCAGUCCGGAGAGAGACACUACCGAAAGAGUUGAAAUCCAAGGUUUUGAAGCGUUUGAGAAUCCUUGUAACGUCUUCACCUUUGUAGACCAUGUAGAGAAUCAAAAAUUUAUAACAUAA